Messenger RNA from Pungitius pungitius (ninespine stickleback), 7705 nucleotides. It is a transcript of the gene afdna, whose product is annotated as afadin, adherens junction formation factor a. The transcript is spliced from 39 exons. The record is from RefSeq and is a predicted model, not a curated record. Gene Ontology annotation, cellular component: adherens junction. Lineage: Eukaryota; Metazoa; Chordata; Actinopteri; Perciformes; Gasterosteidae. Bases 160 to 6096 code for a protein of 1978 amino acids. Gene Ontology annotation, molecular function: cell adhesion molecule binding. Gene Ontology annotation, biological process: signal transduction; regulation of protein localization.
CGCGCAGAGGCGCCCAGGGAACGCUGAGAAUCAGAUCAGCCGGUCGGUCGGUGAGCAGUGACACAGGCCGCCGAGAGCACCGGCGUUGAACCGCACAACCGAGCCUUUUGCUUUCAGCGACGGUUGCUUCUCCCGUGGACUAACGCUACUGGAAGUUGUAUGCAACAGUUCAGACGGACGGAGAGAGGGUCAGACCAGCCGUCCACCAUGUCGGGGAGCAGGGAGGAGGAGAGGAGGAAACUGGCCGACAUCAUCAACCACUGGAACGCCAACCGGCUCGACCUGUUCGAGAUCAGCCGGCCCACAGAGGACUUGGAGUUCCACGGGGUGAUGCGGUUCUACUUCCAGGACCGCGUCGCCGGUAACUUUGCCACCAAGUGCAUCCGAGUGUCCAGCACAGCGACAACGCAGGACGUCAUCGAGACGCUGGCGGAGAAGUUCCGACCCGACAUGAGGAUGCUGUCCUCGCCAAAGUACUCGCUCUAUGAGGUCCACGUCAGCGGCGAAGAGCGUCAGCUGGACCUGGACGAGAAGCCGCUGGUUGUGCAGCUGAACUGGAACAAAGACGACAGAGAGGGACGCUUCGUCCUGAAGAAUGAGAACGACAUCCUCCCUAAGAAGAGCCAGAGUAAUGGUCCGGAGAAGGAGAAGGACGGCGUGAUCCAGAACUUCAAGAGGACUUUAUCCAAGAAGGAGAAGAAGAAGGAGAAGAAGAGGGAGAAGGAGUUCGCCCGGAUCCCCGAUGGAGACGAGCAUACGCUCACCCGGGAGGACGGGGAAAACAGUCGUCUGGCGGCAGAGGUUUACAAGGACAUGCCGGAGACCAGCUUCACCAGGACAAUCUCCAACCCGGAGGUGGUGAUGAAGAGGAGACGCCAGCAGAAACUGGAGAAACGCAUGCAGGAGUUUAUGAGCGGCGAUGGGAGGCCCGACUCAGGAGGGACUUUGCGGAUAUACGCCGACAGCCUGAAACCCAACAUCCCAUACAAGACCAUCCUGCUCUCCACAAGAGACACGGCAGACUUUGCUGUGGGGGAGGCGCUGGAGAAGUACGGUCUGGAGAAGGAGAACCCCAGAGAGUACUGCAUCGCCCGGCAAGAGGAUAAGUCAAGCAAAGAAGUGAUUCUGGACGAUGCUGAGUGUCCACUGCAGAUCUUCAGAGACUGGCCUGCUGACAGAGGAGCGCUGGUGUUCCAGCUGAAGAAGAGGCCUCCAGACUACCAGGGGAGGAAGGGAAGGAAAGUGGACGACAAGGGCCUGCGAGGCAGCAGCAGCACCAGCUCACUGCCUCCAGAGAAACUGCCUUACUUGGUGGAGCUGAGCCCAGGCCGAGGGAAUCACUAUGCCUACUACGCCUAUCGGCACCACGAAGACGGGUCCGACUCCCGCGACAAACCAAAGCUCUACCGGCUUCAGCACAGCAUCACCGAGGUGGGCUCGGACUGCACGGAGGACGGAGCCAUCCAGCUGCUCGGCCCGGGGAUCCUGCCCCACCACUGCGACCUCAUGCACAGCGAAGGCAUGGUGACCGUGACGCCCAGCGGCCCAGACGCCGACACCUUCGUGGACGGGCAGCGACUCAACGAGACCGCGGUGCUUCGUUCGGGCUCCACCCUCCAGUUUGGCUCGGUGCACGUCUUUAAGUUCGUGGACCCGAUGUUCGACCAGGGCGGGAAGAGAGAGCCGGCCGCCAUGAUGAGGAGCCGACACAAGUCCGGCAGUGUACCCGAAACAACCUUCGACCUUCAGGGAGACCUCCACAGUGGAGCUCCGCUGCCCACCAGCAAGAGCUCAGGGGAGAUGGAGCGCGGCAUGGUCAAACCCAUGAUGAGAGGAGAGCAGCAGGACAACAGGUCUCAGGACACUUCAGUAGACCGAACUGAGCUUAUUCUGCCAGCCGGCAUCGAGUUCAGAGACAACUCUGAAGACACCUUCCUGUCAGCCAUCAUCAACUACACCAACAGCUCCACGGUCCACUUCAAGCUCUCCCCCACCUACGUCCUGUACAUGGCCUGUCGCUACAUCCUGUCGCCUUCUUACCGGCCCGACAUUUCGCCGUCCGAGAGGACGCAUAAAGUCAUAGCCAUCGUAAACAAGAUGGUGAGCAUGAUGGAGGGAGUCAUUCAGGGGAUUCCUGAAGGGGAUCAGAAGCAGAAGAACAUUGCCGGAGCGCUGGCUUUCUGGAUGGCCAACGCUUCAGAGCUGCUCAACUUCGUCAAGCAGGACAGAGACCUGAGUCGCGUCACGCUGGACGCCCAGGACGUCCUUGCUCAUCUGGUCCAGAUGGCAUUCAAAUACCUGGUCCAUUGUCUCCAGGCUGAUCUGAACAACUACAUGCCGGCCUUCCUAGACGACCCCGAGGAACAUAACCCACAGAGACCCAAGAUCGAGGACGUCCUGCACACCCUGACAGGGGCGAUGUCGCUGCUGCGGCGCUGUCGGGUCAACGCCGCGCUGACCAUCCAGCUCUUCUCGCAGCUCUUCCACUUCAUCAACAUGUGGCUCUUCAACAAGCUGGUGACGGACACCGACUCGGGUCUGUGCUGUCACUACUGGGGGGCCAUCCUCCGGCAGCAGCUCAGCCACAUCGAGGCCUGGGCAGAGAAACAGGGCCUGGAGCUUGCCGCCGACUGCCACCUCAGUCGAAUUGUUCAGGCCACCACCCUGCUGACCAUGGACAAAUACUCCAUGCAGGAUGUGCAGAACAUCCACAACACCUGCUUUAAGCUCAACUCCCUGCAGCUCCACGCUCUCAUGACCAACUACCACUGUGCUCCGGACGAGCCUUACAUCCCGCCUGAGCUGAUAGACCAUGUGGUGGCGGUGGCAGAGAACACUGCAGAUGAGCUGGCGAGGAGUGACGGGAGAGAGGUUCAGCUGGAGGAGGAUCCGGACCUCCAGCUGCCCUUCCUCCUUCCGGAGGACGGCUACUCCUGCGAUGUGGUGCGCAGCCUCCCCAAUGGCCUGCAGGACUUCCUGGAGCCGCUGCUGCAGAGAGGUUUCUGUAGGUUAGUGCCCCACCCCCGUUCGCCUGGCACUUGGACCGUCCACUUUGAAGGAGCUAACUGCGAUAGCCACUUCUCUGCUGCCGACAGUUCUGAGAUGCCAAUGAGGAAAGACCCGGAGGUUGUCACGGUAACCCUGAAGAAGCACAACGGCAUGGGCCUCAGCAUCGUUGCUGCCAAGGGUGCUGGUCAGGAGAAGCUGGGCAUCUACGUCAAGUCAGUUGUCAAAGGAGGAGCAGCUGAUGUGGACGGCCGUUUGGCUGCAGGUGACCAGCUGCUGAGCGUGGAUGGGCGCAGCCUGGUUGGUCUGUCACAAGAGAGGGCAGCGGAGUUGAUGACGAGGACGGGCUCAGUUGUGACUCUGGAGGUCGCCAAGCAGGGAGCCAUUUACCACGGACUGGCCACUCUCCUUAACCAGCCCAGCCCCCUGAUGCAAAGAGCAGCAGACCGAGGCCGUGACAAAAACGGGAAACUGCGACCAAAGAGUGAAGGCUUUGAGCUGUACAACAACUCGGUGCAGAACGGCUCACCCGAGAGUCCGCAGGGCGGCUGGGACUCUUACCCCGAACCAAAGAAGAUGAGCGGGGACGAUCGACUCUUCAAGAACCGGGCCGACCACCGCUCUAGCCCCAACGUAGCCAAUCAGGGCCAGAGCCCUGCAGGAAAAGCGGUAUACCCCGGAGGACCCGGCACCAAGAUCACCUCAGUCUCUACCGGGAACCUGUGUGCAGACGAUGAGCCUUCCCCACCCCGUCCUGAGGCCUACCCCAUCCCCACCCAGACCUACCCCAGGGAGUACUUUACCAUCCCGGCCUCCAAGAGCCAGGAUCGUGUUGUUGUCGUUCCGGGGCAGGGGCCCUCACAGCACUGGCAGGGCGUGGAGGACAGAGAACAUCUUCCCGUGGUCGACAACCUUCACAACAACAACAACAGCAGCAUGCAGCGUAUAAACCACUCCCAGGAGGAGUUGUACCCUCCACCAGUAGGUCUGAGGCCAGACGAGCGCAUGCAGCCACACUACCAGCAGGACUACCAGCCCCGGGACCUGGACUACCAGCACAGAGAUCUUGACUAUCCGAGAGGUCCAGCAGGAGGUGUCGGAGGUCCUGACCACUGGGCCCCUCAGCCGCAGGUGUCUUCCUCGGUGGAGUCAUCCACGUCCAGCCAGGAGCACCUGAACUUUUCGGCCUCCUCGUCUUCCUCCAACAAGACCACGAACCAGAAGACGGGCCCGGGCCGAUGGAAAACGCCCAACGCCCCUCACGCCGCGCCGCAGCAUGCGGCCCAGACGCCGUCUCGGUCGGACCUGCCCCCUCCUCCACCCCCGCCGCCGGCCGCUUACCCAGACGCCUACGACGCUUACGAGCCUCAACCGGAGUUACCGCUCCCGCCGCCUCCCGCUGCCCUUAAUGCCGUAGCGGCCCAGCAAGCUGCGGACCGCAAGAAACGCGAGGAGCAACAACGCUGGUAUGAGAAGGAGAAAGCGCGGCUAGAAGAAGAGAGGUGGGGGGAGAGGAAGAGGAGAGAGCAAGAGAGGAAGUUGGGUCAGAUCCGGGCCAACCCAGUCAUGCCUGUCCAACCUCACAACAACGGCGGGUCCAUGCCUCCUCCUCACCACCAGCCCCCUCUGCCUUCCGUGGCCCCGCCCCAGCCCUACCUCCCCCCACAGCCUCAGCCCCAGCCUCCCCCAUCCAGACCGGAGAAGCUGUCCAGCCUGCCUCGGUCAGCUGUUCCUCCUCCAGCCAGUGCCUCCAACCCGGGCAUGGACACGGUGAUCAGGGACCUGUUGCCGCAGCAGCAGCCACGGACCAUCGAGAGGCGAGACCUGCAGUACAUCACCAUCAGUAAGGAUGACCCGACGUCCAGCGACAGUCUGUCUCCAGACCCCUGGAAACGAGACGCCCGCGAGAAGGCCGAGAAGCAGCAGCAGCUUCACAUCGUCGACCUGCUGGACAAAGAGAUCCAGGAGCUGCAGUCAAAGCCGGAGCGAACGGCGGAGGAAAGCGACCGUUUGAGGAAGCUGAUGCUGGAGUGGCAGUUCCAGAAACGACUGCAGGAGUCCAAGCAUAGCGACGACGACGAGGAGGAGGAUGACGACGAGGACGUGGACACAAUGAUGAUCAUGCAGAGGCUGGAGGCCGAGAAGAGAGCCAGGCAGCAGAAUGCUGUCCCAGCUAUCUCUGUUCUAGACUUGUUGCAGGACGAAGAACGAAGGCGUAAGCAACAGCUGGAGGAGAUUCGAAAGCGGGAGGCGGAGGAGCGAGCAAAGCAGGAGGAGGAAAGGAGGUGGAGGGACGAGUCUGGAGACAAGAGGAGACAGGAGGAGGUGUACUACACUCGCCUGGAGGCCGAGCGGCGCCGGCAGCACGAGGAGGCCGAGAGAAAGCUGCUGACGCCUGACGAGCCGGCCGGUCUGUAUCGGCCCCCGCUGCCCCGGGACUACCAACCCCCCGCCCCCACCAACCCUACUAACACCCCCCCGCCCCCACCACAGAGAAACACCUCCUACCUCAAAACCCAGGUUGCCUCCCCCGACACGCUCUACACCGCCAAGUUUGUCUCCUACGCGGGCGACGAGGAAGACGAGGAGGAAGCCACAAUGGCGGGCAGUGGUGGCGGCCAUCAAUCAGGUCAGGUGAAGCUGUCGGCGACCCGGAAGUCGUACGGCGACCUCCCGGCCUCCGCCUCCCCCAACCACUGCAGGCCUCAGCUGCCGCCCACUGCGCGCAAGCCCCGCCCUCUUUCUGACGGCAUCUUCCUGUCUGGCUCGUUCCAGCAGCCAUACAACUCCAACAGUACAGGCCCCCCCCUUCCUGCCAAACCCAGCUCCGUCCCCCCAGGAGGCUUUAAAGGGUUUAACUCGUACACUGGAAACUCGGCAGGAGUUGUAGGAUCGGGAGAAGUCUACAACGACCCGCGCGACAAAUGGCCGAAAAGUCAGGAGCAGGAGAACUCGAUCCCAGGAGGCAACCCCGAGAGCAUGACCUUCAAGGAGCGCCAGCGCCUCUUCUCUCAGGGGAAGGAGGUUUCCAACAAGGUCAAGGCUUCACGCAAACUCAUGGAGCUGGAGAACGAGCUCAACACCAAGUAGUAGACCCCCCCCCACCACCAGCGCCCCCCCUACCGGCGGCCUCUCCUCUGUAACAUUGAAGGUGUGUGUGCGACGGAGCCGGUGUUCACUUAUUGACCCCCCCAUCAAACCCCCGUUUCCUCACGUUUGUGUUGUCUGACACCUCCCCCUCCCGUUUUUUUUAUUUUGUUGUUUUAAUCGUUUGAUAACUGGACCAUUCACUUUUUUUGACGUAGCUAUAUCAUUGCGAUGGGAGAGACAUUUAUGGCUUAAAAUUGUUCUUCCCCGAGGUUGAGGUCUUUCAAAGAAAUAUGAUAAGGCACUGUAAAAAAGUUUCAAUUGUAUCUAGUGAGAGUUUGAGAAUCACAUGACAGGGUGAUAUAUUUUUGUUUAUAAGAUGGUUCUUGGGGCGAGGGGAUAGAGAGGCCUAUUCUCAUUUUUAUUUUCUUUUUUUUUAAAUAGCUCACUGAAACAAUUUUAUGUUUUUAUCUUAAUGCUCUUUUUCUUCAUCAUGUUGUUUUCACACUUUUAAUUGCCAGCAGAAAUGCCGGGUCGACCUCCAGACCAAUCUUCGUAUGCUUUUUCCCUUUUUUAAAUUAAAUUGUUAGUAAGUGAAAACACUGUUAAUUAAUUCCUUAGCAAGAAGGCAUUGGGAUUUUUUCUUUUGUGAUGUUUUAGAAAAACUGAAAGAUUAUCCAGAGGACAGUCUGGAGAAAGAUCUUUUAAGUGCACAACCUUACUGUAAAUAUUUGGAUUCACAACUGUCUCACUCUUUUACUACUGUAAAAACCUGCCAGCCUACUAAAACUGCAGAACUAAUGUGAUUGAACAGCAUUUUGGUUACAGAAUAAUAGAUCAGAACUUACUUCUAAAACUGGACUGUUUCUCUGUUGCUUUGUGGAGUUAAUGUUUUAAAUGUCCUGCCCCAAUCUGAGGUAACUCUAAUUGUAUUUUAUUUUAAAUCUAAUAGUAAUUUCUUUGCAGUUGUGUGUGAUUCAUUUGAUUGAUUGUACCUGAAAUUCAAGGCCAGAGAAAGGAUUUCUUCUACUCACUAUGUGAUUGUUGGUUUUCACAAUAAAAAAAAGUAAAUACUCUAAGUCCUCUUUUGCUUAAGAGAUUUUUAUUUCAAACUUUGUUUUUAAUAUUGUAUCUCAAACCUGUUUUGAGAAGUGGAUUGCAGUCAAACCCCCUCGUACUGUAGUGAAAAUCUGUCUCAAGAAGGUAUUUUUUUUUUUUUUACAACAGCAGUAGUUCAGGGUGAUGCGGAUAACUUAUAUUUUUUAGGACUGGACACAACACUGCCUAUGUAGAAAAAGACCACCGUUCAGACCCUGGUAUGUCCCCCACUACUAAAAAAAAACAUAGAAAAUAGUUGUUUUAAAUGUAUUUCUCGUCUGCGGUUUGACUCCAUCCUGUGUGUGGAUUUAAUUAUUUUUCUCUCCAGGAGCCUCCACUAAAAAUGAUUCUACAUGAUGAGAUGCUGUUAAUAUAAGUGACCUGUGAAACACUACAGAAUAAACGAUCUCCUCUCCCCCCAAAAGGUCCUUUUUAAGUUUACAAACUGAAUCAUCUAAAUGGUUUCAUGUUUAGCCUUUUUGUAAAUCAUUAAUAAAUUCACUUUUCAACAGUG